GGCUAUCCAAGCCCAACCUCAAUAUGUACUGAAUAUCUGGGUUUUUCCUAACACCGUAGUCUUGCACUUCUAACCCUUCGCUCUCAUCCGGCUCCCCCAAACCCUAGAAGGAACACGUAGAAGGGAAAACGCGAAAUGGCUCGGAUGAAGGUGCAUGAGUUGAGACAGAAGAACAAGGCGGAGCUUUUGGCGCAGUUGAAGGAUCUGAAGGCGGAGCUGGCGUUGCUUAGGGUCGCAAAGGCCACUGCUGGUGCCGCUAACAAGCUGUCGAAGAUUAAGGUGGUCAGACUCUCUAUAGCUCAGGUGCUGACCGUCAUUUCUCAGAAGCAGAAGGCAGCUCUCAGGGAAGCGUACAAGAAUAAGAAGUAUUUACCUCUUGAUCUCCGCCCCAAGAAGACCCGUGCUAUUCGCAGGCGGCUAACCAAACACCAGGCAUCUUUGAAGAGUGAAAGGGAGAAAAAGAAAGAGAUGUACUUCCCAAUGAGAAAAUAUGCAAUUAAAGUUUGAGUUGAUCUAUUAUCAAAAUUAGGUAUUAUCCCUGUUUAAUCUAGGAGGAUACUAUAUUUUGUUUUCGUAUGUUAGCUGAAAAUAGUUUUGAUUUUGAGAAACUAUUGAGAAACUAUUGAGUUUGGGUGUUAUUAUUUCUUAUUAUCUAAUGACUACUAGCUUACAACACUGAAGUUCUUUAA
Messenger RNA from Olea europaea var. sylvestris, 689 nucleotides. RefSeq names its product 60S ribosomal protein L35. Gene Ontology annotation, biological process: maturation of LSU-rRNA from tricistronic rRNA transcript (SSU-rRNA, 5.8S rRNA, LSU-rRNA); translation. The transcript is spliced from 3 exons. Gene Ontology annotation, molecular function: structural constituent of ribosome; mRNA binding. Gene Ontology annotation, cellular component: ribosome; cytosolic large ribosomal subunit. The record is from RefSeq and is a predicted model, not a curated record. The coding region runs from base 136 to 507 and encodes 123 amino acids. NCBI's taxonomy places the organism in Eukaryota, Viridiplantae, Streptophyta, Magnoliopsida, Lamiales, Oleaceae.